AUGACAAACUUCGAUCCUUCUAAGGACACAGAAUUAUGGGUAGGCGCCAGUCCUGUCGGUGUUUCUGGAAUACUAAUUCAGGACACUGUUAAAAACAACACGUGGGGCAAACACAAUUGCUCGCAGACAGACAGUUAUCGCAGUUAUGUAAACGUUCGCGAAGAACUGACCGUGGUGUCACUCUCAGAUGGACACAUUUUAUUGCGUGGCACCCGAUUGCGUUUCCCAGAAUCAUUGCAGGAUAAGGCCAUUAACCUGGCACACGAGAGUCACCAAGGUCGAGUCCGCACACGAGAGUCACCAAGGUCGAGUCUGCACACGAGAGUCACCAAGGUCGAGUCCGCACACGAGAGUCACCAAUGUCGAGUCCGCACACGAGAGUCACCAAGGUCGAGUCCGCACACGAGAGUCACCAAGGUCGAGUCCGCACACGAGAGUCACCAAGGUCGAGUCCGCACACGAGAGUCACCAAGGUCGAGUCCGCACACGAGAGUCACCAAGGUCGAGUCCGCACACGAGAGUCACCAAGGUCGAGUCCGCACACGAGAGUCACCAAGGUCGAGUCCGCACACGAGAGUCACCAAGGUCGAGUCCGCACACGAGUCACCAAGGUCGAGUCCGCACACGAGAGUCACCAAGGUCGAGUCCGCACACGAGAGUCACCAAGGUCGAGUCCGCACACGAGAGUCACCAAGGUCGAGUCCGUUGUAA
Dreissena polymorpha is the source of this 711-nucleotide messenger RNA. RefSeq lists its product as uncharacterized. The transcript is spliced from 2 exons. The coding region runs from base 1 to 711 and encodes 236 amino acids. NCBI's taxonomy places the organism in Eukaryota, Metazoa, Mollusca, Bivalvia, Myida, Dreissenidae. The record is from RefSeq and is a predicted model, not a curated record.